Nilaparvata lugens (brown planthopper) is the source of this 2280-nucleotide messenger RNA. It is a transcript of the gene Ccz1, whose product is annotated as vacuolar fusion protein CCZ1 homolog. Gene Ontology annotation, cellular component: Mon1-Ccz1 complex; intracellular membrane-bounded organelle. The record is from RefSeq and is a predicted model, not a curated record. NCBI's taxonomy places the organism in Eukaryota, Metazoa, Arthropoda, Insecta, Hemiptera, Delphacidae. Gene Ontology annotation, biological process: vesicle-mediated transport. The transcript has 10 exons. The coding region runs from base 555 to 1964 and encodes 469 amino acids.
GUGGGAAUAAAAGUAGAUUGACAUUUCUGUAUUUAAAAUUCUAGACAAAACAAAUAUUAUAUUUGGAAUAAGAAUUUGAUAUCUAAGAAAAUUUAUCAUGCAUAAUAAUAUUGUAAAUCAAUAGGCCUACCUCACCCAGCACUCUCGAUUCUGGAUGUCGAUGCUCUCUCACUCACUUGCGCGUUGCGCGCACACACUUUCUCUCUUGUGAUUGUGUGACUCUGUGUACUGUGUAUACUCUUCUUUUCUAGUGGUUCAAAGUUGAAAGUUCCAAAAUAUUAGAAACUCUGAUAAGUUGAAAGGAAAUCUAUUGAUUGGUGAACAAUGAAUUAGCGAAAACAGUUUCAAUCGAUUUUAUACAGUAUCAAUAUAUUGUUAUUUCUAUGUUAUAAGAAGUAGUAAUAUAUAGAAGUAUUCUCAAUUUUGAGGUUAUGUUGUUGUGAAGUGGUGUUUUUAAUUUAUUUUUUCAAGUGUUAUAAUAUACUACAAUAGAUUCCAUACUUAGGUAAUUGUUAAAAUUACUAAAAUAAUAUAAUACUUCUGGAAAUGCGAUAAUGACAGAUAAGACACAAUUAACAUUAAAAAACUUUUUUAUUUACAAUGAUGCACUUGGGAAUAAAGAAGGAAAGGAAGAGGAGAAAGUUCUAUACUACUAUCCCUCUAGAACGGAUAAGGAUACCAUCAUGAAGCAUGUUGGACUAACUGAAGCCAUCAUUACUUUUUCAGAGUCUUUUAAUCCUAGUCAACCUUGUGAAGUUUUGAAUACUGAAAAGACUAAACAGGUUUUUUAUCAACCUGAAAAGCAUUUUUGGAUAGUUAUGACGUUGAAUGUUCCUUACAAAUUUAGUGCUGAAGGUAGAGAAUAUUUGGGAUGCGAAGUGCAAGACUCAGUUUGUCAAGCAGUUCUCAGGCAGUCCUAUGCUAUGGCACAUCUAUUCAUGGGCCCUUUCACAAAUCUGCUCGAUUCAGAAAAUCCUGAUGAGAAAUCAUUGUCUGUGAUAAAACUUAAACUUGAGAAAUUUUAUAAUAAGUAUUUGCACAGUCUUCACUUGGAGCAUUGUGAUAUUUUAGAUGUAUUUCAAGGAGUACAAUUCUUACCGCUAGACAAGACAACGUUUCUACAAGUGCAGUGCUUUAUUAAUCAUGUCGAAAUAGCAUUCUCCGAUAUAGAAUUCAGCAUAUUUCUAUUCAAUGAACAUCUAGUUUGGAGCGGAUUAGAGCCUGAGGAAUUGCAAGUUGUCUUUAGGUACCUAGUAAAUAGUCUGCUAUUAUCACAAGCUGAAAAAGAUCAUCAGAAUGGAAUCUCCAGUCAAAUCAGCACGUUACUUCCUCGUGGAAAUUUCAUCACUGGUCCUGCGGAUCUUCAAAAACCUUUCAAUGGCAACAGUUUGAAUAAAAUACCUCUACUCCAUCUGAAGAGAUCACAUCAGAGCACAAGCGUCUAUCAGAUGGUAGUCUAUAGGUUUCAGAAUGCGACGUUAUGUCUUUUCUACAAGAAUACAACGUGCCUGACCAUAGACACGUUUCGUGUGCUGGAUGAUUUUCUAUCGUCGCGCUUGCGCAAACUAGCCGGUGAAGUGGGCGACUACCUGGCCAGGCAGGCGGCUGUCUCCACUCUCAACGACUCCUCCUCACGGUUCGUGUACUUCAAUCGCAUGAAUUUGGCCACCAAGAGCUCCAUUCAUCUGGAUAAUCGGCGCUCCGGAAAUAUAUCUGUGUCUGUUGAAGUACUCCGGCUGUUGGCUGAUAUCAACAGCGAUCAUUGGGCAUUAUCGCAGUCCGGAAACCCAACGGCUGAAACUAUUAUGAAGACUGUUAAUGACUAUUGGGUUGUUGGUAAACUGUCCAACGCCAGAGAAUUUUAUGUUGUUACCCAGCAUAAAAAUGCUAAUAUCGCUGAAAUUAGUGAUGAGGUGAAGAAAAUAUGUGAUAAACAGCUCAAGAGUAUAUUUUUCCAUGUAUGAAUAUAAUCUAGAACAUUUAAAACCCAGUUCAUCCUUAGCAUUCCAGUAUUGUUACAAAUAUUGAGCUUAAUUACCAAAUAGCCAUUUCAAAUACUGGACUGGAACCUACAAUAAAUGAUUAUGAAAGAUAGUAUGUACUGAGUUGAAUGUCACCUUACCGUAUAUCAUUGUAAUAAACUUAUAUAUUAUUGGAAUGUGUAAUCUAGAAUAAAACUAUCUAUAUUGAUUGAAAAUUAUAUUUUGUUUUAUGUAAUAUAGGCUAGUCGUAUUCUUCCGAUUCAAAGUUAAUAAAUAUAAAUAAAUUCUUGGUUACUUA